UCAUGAUGUAAAUAUGCGGCAACUACAAAAAUCAAACGACAGUGCAGUUUGUUGGCCUACCUGACCUGCAAAAAUACUCCAAAAAUGUCACUUUUAAAGGCUUCUGUGAUAUUCAUUAUUGUUUUAGCAGUUAAACCUGCUCCAACACCAGUAUACUUGAACCAAAACGUGAUUUCUUGCAUUCAAUGGUUUUACACCGCAGCUGAAGCUAGAAGAACUAGAAACAUCUCGUGUUUGGGAGAAUAUGAUUUUUUGUCGAACGACAAGCAAAUCCAGAAAAAGGCAUUUUUGGAUGGCAAAUCUUGCUUCCUCGAUGUAACCAAAACCAAGUGCAGUUCCGGCUAUAAGAAGAUCUCUGAAAAUUAUGAAGAUAUUGUGAAUUUUCUCACGACACCACCCAAUCCAACACCGGAUAGUUGCGAGGGCUCCUAUUAUUUUUACGAAUCAUUUAGAUGUACAGCUUUGAUCAAUGGGUUUUAUGAUAAGGCAGAACGUAUCUCACUGGAAGUAGAUUCUCACGAAACCAGGGUAACGGAAGUGCUUGAUCAAUGUUUUCAAGCAGCGGUAUGCGAAAAAUCACACUGCUUUUACAUGGAUCCAGAAAGCGCAAAGCUGUCGGACACAUGCGAAAGCAUGGCACUGAAAAACAGUUACUUCCUGAAAUGUGUUGCCGAGCUUGAAGAAAAACGUCCAGAUGUCUCUUCAUAUCGUUGCCUCAAUGGAACGGACAUUUAUAGUGAGGAUCUGUCUGUUCAAAUCGAGCUUUUCACCACAAAAAGAGGAUGUUCUAGAUGGGUUAUGAUGAAGCAUUGCGGUGAGAAGUCAAUGAUUGAUUUCCGGCAGAAUGCGGAGAUUUAUGUCAAAACUCUUGAGAAAACAAUUCAAAGUGGAAUGACUGGAUGAGCCUGAAACAUUUUGAAACUUCUAAUAAACUCAUUAUUA
Caenorhabditis elegans is the source of this 942-nucleotide messenger RNA. It is a transcript of the gene C07G3.15, whose product is annotated as T20D4.11-like domain-containing protein. NCBI's taxonomy places the organism in Eukaryota, Metazoa, Nematoda, Chromadorea, Rhabditida, Rhabditidae. The record is from RefSeq and is marked reviewed. The coding region runs from base 85 to 903 and encodes 272 amino acids. The transcript has 3 exons.